Molecule: messenger RNA, 1503 nt
Organism: Pogonomyrmex barbatus (red harvester ant)
Lineage: Eukaryota; Metazoa; Arthropoda; Insecta; Hymenoptera; Formicidae
Product: queuine tRNA-ribosyltransferase accessory subunit 2
Source: RefSeq, a predicted model, not a curated record
AAAGGCCGUGUAUUUAACAUAUUAUCCGUCGGAAGUAUAUGGACAUGGCUACGUAGUUCAAUAUGUCCAUAGAGGCGCUGAUGGUAAAUCGCAAUUAAAAUGUGGACGCGAGCGACACGCGAGUGAAACAGCUCUCCGACUUUUCUUUGCUUAGUUUUGCUAUAGUUACCGAUUUUUAAAGAUUUUUUUAUCAGUUAUUGGACUUUUCAAUUAUUGGAAAGGAAGUUGAUUUAAGGAAGAAAAACAUAAUAAAAUAAAACAAGAUUAUAAUAAAAGAUGAAAUUUUUCACCGAUUCCAUAGCACGUUGUGCUGCACGAAUCGGUACAUUAAGUGGAUUUGAAAGAUUACCUAAUGUCUCUUUUGAAACACCCUUACUCCUUAUUUAUACAAAGAGUGGCAGUGUACCACAUUUAACGAAGGAUAUAUUCAAAACUGUAACAAUGGAGCAACAAAUGCUAUCUGUUUCACUUUCCUCAACUAUAUUAAUGACAGAUGUUAUUAAAGAAUUAGAUACUUCUUUUGCUGAUUUUGUUAGCAUGAAGGAAUAUAUAAAUUUUUUAUCAAUACAUGAUCCUGCUAAAACCACCAACUCUGGAUUUCAACAAUUAGAUUCGAUUUCCAUCUGGUCUAGAACAGGAAGAAUCAUCCUCUCUGCUAAUAAGUAUAUGGAGCUUGUUCAAGCUUAUAAACCAGAUCUUUAUGUUGCACUAUGCGAUGGAGAUACAAAUAUUAAUAGUGGUACAAAACGAAUAUCGAAAGCAGUACUUCGAAGUAAAACUUUACUAGAACAAUGUUUGGAUAUACAUUUGCACUCAGAUGUUUUAAAAUCAAAGGGAAUACUAGGAUCAGUAGAGGGUGGUUAUAAUUUGCAAGCUAGAGAAGAAUCCAUAGGUUAUCUAAAAGAUAAGCCUUUGGCAGGAUUCGUAAUAGAUGGAUUGCAUAAUAACGGUCCAGAUGUACAAAAUAUUUCAUCAAAACAAAUUAAGCAAGUAGUACAACAUACUAUCAACUUACUGCCUACUGAUAAAAUAAGAGUUUCAUUGGGUUGUUGGAACCCAGUUACUAUAUUGGAUCUCAUCGAAUUAGGAGUGGAUAUAUUUGAUUCAUCUUAUCCUUGUGUAAUUACUGAACAGUCACAGGCUUUGACUUUCAUGUGCGACCACGAUGCCUGUGAGAAUAAUCAACACAUAAUGUCAAUAGCAGAAAAAAGGUAUAAAGAUGAUUUUUCUCCUAUAUGUAAAAAUUGCAAAUGUCUUACAUGCGAAAAUCAUACAAGAGCAUAUAUCCAUCAUUUGCAUCAUACAAAGGAAAUGCUUUGCUUAAUACUUUUAAUGAUACAUAAUACUCAUCAUUAUCUUCAAUUCUUCAGUACUAUCCGCGAUAAUAUAAAAAAUGGAACAUUUAAUCAACUUCAGACAAAAAUUCGUUUAAAAUAUGCAACUGUUAAUUCAGAGACUAUCGCUAUAUGAACAUUAUUUUUAAUAAAUUAUUUUUUAUUUAUA